AUGACAACAAAUGAUAUCGGUCUAAGUUGCUGCUCGAUAUCAUCGAUCCCGUUAGAUUAUGAAGAAAAUAAAUUGAAAAUUAUUGAAAGCAUAAAAAAAUGCAAGCAGUUAAAUUGUUCUGUACGAAUAGGUGGAGAGUUAGAGUUGUGUGGGGUGAGCUGUAAAGGUAGUUUCAGAGAAAUUGAAGAUAUGCAUGAGAAAUGUUGGCUUUGUUUAAGUGAAAUUUUAAGAGAAAAAUAUAAUAACAAGCAUGUGACAGAUAACAUAUUAUGUUUUAUAAGUAUGCCUGUAUAUUUUAGGAAAAAAUUAUAUAACUGUGAGUUGUUUAUAUACAAUAAUGAAAUAAUUUUAAUAUCGCCUAAAGAGAAUGUAUAUAAUUGUAAUCAGAGGGAUUACUUUGCUUCUUAUUUGGAUUAUCCUGAGGAAGAGAAGCAAGAUGAACAACACAACAGUAAUGAUAACAUAAACACAUAUGAGAUUAAUUUUAAAAAUUCGAAUGUUAGUAUUUUGGGAAGUAAGAUUGAAAAGUUUGCUUUGCCAAAAUGUAUUCAGAAUGUAACAAAUCAGACAGAGACAUAUAUAGGGAAAGCUCUAAUAUGUUUUGGUCAACUCGUAAUAGCACAUGUAUUCCUGGAUGACUUAGUUGUGAAGGAAAAUGCUCCAAGUAUUGUUGAUCGAGUUGACAUGUUCAAUGCCAGUGGGGGUAGCCAUGGCAGCGUUGGCUGCAUUAGUGAUAUUGACUGUAUUGCUAACGAUGCAAGCAUUGGAAACGUUGGUAGCGAUGCAAAGAAGGUAUCAUUCCAGAAUGACUGUGUAAAAUUAUAUAUGAACAAUAGGAUAAAAUUUGAAUGCAUUGAUGUAUUGCUAGUUAGCGGUUACAUAACAAACGAGUUAUUAUUGUUUAGAAAAUAUUUCACAGAAUUAAUGAAUCUAACAAAACAAUAUCCAAAUAUGGCUCUAAGUUUUAGUAAUAAUUUUGGUUGUGAUAACUAUUUCUUCAAGUUUGAUGGUUUUUCAUUUAUCAUUCGAAAUGGUAAAUUGUUAACAAAAAAUGCAAGGUUUUGCUUUUCAGAUAUUCAAGUAUCUUCCAUCAAUGUGUCUUUUAAUAAGGAAAAGAAAAAUUGGCAGCAAAACGAGCAGAAACAGCUACUACAGAGUGAUCUUAUGACUGUAGGGGGGGAAACAUUCCCCAUUAUGAUUAUAGAAGAAUUAGAAGGAGAUGAAAGGUAUAGAAAUAUUAAUAGGGACAACUGUCAAAAAUGUAUAUUUUCUUUCAAUAAAGAGAUAGAUUUGCACAUAAGAACAUCUGAGGAUAAUUUGGUAAAUUUUCUUCCAUCAAAUUUUAACUGGCAAAUAUAUGCACAGGGGAAUGAUUACCUUGUUUCCCUUUUUAAAAAUCAUCAUAAUAGUUUAGAUAACUACAUGUACGAAUUUGAUUCAAAAAUGUAUGCUCUACAUAAUAUUUAUGAAGAGUUGAGUUUCAACUGUGCUUUAUUUCUGUGGUAUAUUUUACACUUGACAAAUGCAAAGGGGUUUAUUCUUGCCCUUUCAGGCGGAAUUGACUCCUCCUUUUGCGCUUGCAUGGUGCAUAUUUUGUCCAUAAUGAUAGAAAUUCGGUUGAAGGAGGGGAGUUCCAUUAGAGGUAGUGGUAGCGGCAGUGAUAAUAGGAAUGACCUUGAUAUACAGAAUGAAGAACUGUUUACUAAAAAGACGAAAAAUCUUCUCAUUGAUAAAGCAUGCCGGAGAGACAUAUGUAACAAGCUGCUAAACACGUUAUCUUUACCCUCAAAAUAUAGCAGCGAAAAUACAAAAUUUUUUGCUGAACAAUUAAGUAAAAGUAUUAACUCAUAUCAUAAUGUAUACUGCAUAGAUAACAUGUAUACAUUUCUAAAAAACGUUGGUGAGGAUUUCUUAAAAAAGGAUAUGAAAUAUAAAAGUGAAGGGGGUAGUAACUAUGAAGAUGUAUGUUUACAGAAUAUUCAAUCAAGGUCACGAUUGUUAGUUACAUAUUUUUUUAGCUCCUUAAUAUGCCAUAAGAAAUAUUAUUCGAAUAAUUUACAUAAUGAAUAUUUAAUCGUAUUAGCUACUGGAAAUCUGGAUGAAUCCAUCACAGGUUAUUAUACGAAAUAUGAUUGUUCAUCUGGUGAUAUUGACAUAAUAGGCAAUGUAAGUAAACUAUUAAUUAAAGAAACAAUGUGUCACUUAGGUAAUGAUUCAUUUUAUGAUUUGAAAAUUUUAAAUAAGAUUAAUGAAUAUCAUCCAUCAGCUGAGUUGAAACCGCUAGAGAAUAAACAAACAGAUGAAGAGGACUUAAAUUUAAAAUAUAUGGAAAUAAAGCUAUUAACAAUUUUAAAAAAUAAAUUCUUUUUUGGUCCAUCCUCUAUGUUUUACUAUUUAUCUAACUACUUUUGGUCUUCUAUGUCACAAGCUGAAAUAUUUAAUAAAAUUAAAACAUUCUUUACAAGGAUGUUUAAAAAUACCCACAAACUUUUUAUUCUACCACCUGCAUUAACCAAUGAAUCCUGUGGUUUGCACCUUUGCAGUGUGGUCAAUUUUGCCAAGAUUGAUUUUGAGUUGUUAAGGAGGAGACUUAGUGGGUAG
Plasmodium malariae is the source of this 2601-nucleotide messenger RNA. RefSeq names its product glutamine-dependent NAD(+) synthetase, putative (gene NADSYN). The transcript has a single exon. Gene Ontology annotation, cellular component: cytoplasm. Lineage: Eukaryota; Apicomplexa; Aconoidasida; Haemosporida; Plasmodiidae. Bases 1 to 2601 code for a protein of 866 amino acids. Gene Ontology annotation, biological process: NAD+ biosynthetic process. Gene Ontology annotation, molecular function: NAD+ synthase (glutamine-hydrolyzing) activity; glutaminase activity. The record is from RefSeq and is a predicted model, not a curated record.